This is a messenger RNA of Metarhizium album ARSEF 1941, 831 nucleotides long. RefSeq lists its product as uncharacterized. The transcript has a single exon. The coding region runs from base 1 to 831 and encodes 276 amino acids. The record is from RefSeq and is a predicted model, not a curated record. NCBI's taxonomy places the organism in Eukaryota, Fungi, Ascomycota, Sordariomycetes, Hypocreales, Clavicipitaceae.
AUGCGGUCCCUCUCCCUGGCGGCGGUGCUGCUCGCCAGCACGACAGCAGCCCUCCCGCUCAACGAGUGCGUCCACACACACAGCAAGGAACUCGCCUCAUACACGAGCUGCGGCUCCCACGCCGCCGUAAGCAAGUGCCUCGCCGCUCUGUCCAGCUUCAAGCAAAGCGACCUCGAGCAAUGCUACAGCAAAGCGGGCUGCUCCGCGCCCGAAGCCGCCCGCGAGGUCGAGCACAUCACGGCCCGGUGCCAGCAACAGGAACACCAGCACCAGCGUCCCGACGAGCUGCGAAAGCGCUUCCGCGCCGUCCUGGGACCGGCGCCGGCGACGCAGGCCAUCGCGGGCGUCCACCUCCUGGCGCGGGCCUCGACGACGCCCGCGCCCGUCAAAAAGGGCGCCGACUGCUUCCGCACUAGCGAGUUCGACACGUCGAGCUGCCUCGUGGCGACGGAGAACGGCAAGACGGUGACGCACACGUGCACGCCGUCCAAGGGCACCUCGAGCGACUGCCUCUCGGGCUGGUUCUGCUCGGCCGACAACAACCACGGGGACGUGUGCAUGCAGAUGCGGCCCAUCGACACGGGCGGCAUCAUCGUCUCCAUCGUCUUCGUCGCCUUCUUCGCCAUCGGCUUCGGCUACCUGACCUUUGCGUGCUGCCGCGAGCGCGCCCACCACAAAAAGGUCGCCGCCAAGGCAGAGGCCGUCGCCCUCGCCCGCGCCGCCACAAAGAAGCAGCGGUCGCAGGAGGCGAGGGCCCCCCUCAUGCAGCAGGUCCCCGAGGCCGAUGGUCCUGGUCCCAAUCCCUUCCAGGACCAGCCUGGCCAUGCCUGA